Dreissena polymorpha is the source of this 1512-nucleotide messenger RNA. Its product is annotated as PAT complex subunit Asterix-like. The transcript has 4 exons. The record is from RefSeq and is a predicted model, not a curated record. Lineage: Eukaryota; Metazoa; Mollusca; Bivalvia; Myida; Dreissenidae. Bases 110 to 427 code for a protein of 105 amino acids. Gene Ontology annotation, molecular function: protein folding chaperone. Gene Ontology annotation, cellular component: endoplasmic reticulum membrane. Gene Ontology annotation, biological process: protein insertion into ER membrane.
CUUGCUGUCUCUCUGGCGCCGUAUAUAUUCAGAGGGACCAGAUACCUUAUUUAAUAGUAGUGUGUAGCCAUAUUUCUAAAUCUUGUAAGCUCAAACGACAAAUCUAAAAAUGUCAACCGCAGCCAUAAACGACGUAAAAAGACCGAACAAAAUACACAGAUAUAAGCCCAAAGAUUCCAGUGCACCGGGUGAUGAUCCCACUCCAGACUACAUGAACCUUCUAGGGAUGAUCUUCAGCAUGUGCGGGCUCAUGAUGAAGCUGAAGUGGUGUGCAUGGUGCGCUGUUUACUGUUCAUUCAUCAGCUUUGCAAAUUCCAGGGCAUCAGAGGACACCAAACAAACACUAAGUAGCUUUAUGCUGUCCAUUUCAGCUGUGGUGAUGUCCUAUCUACAGAACCCACAACCAAUGACCCCUCCAUGGCAGUGACGAAACGUUUUCCUAUCCAUCUCUAGUCUAUACACCAGUCAGCAAGCAAACGUAUAACCAUCAAUUCAUUCCAUCGUGGUCACAUGACUUAGUUAUGUUAAAUUUUAAGUGUAAAUUCAAAGAAAGAACAAUUAUUUUCUCUGAUGUUUUAUUUGCACUUUUCAUCUUAUAUUUCAAGCUUUUAUACACAUUGUUUACCUUUAUUUGAAAAAAAACUCAGCUUUUUAGAAAAACUUGCGCACUGCAAAAUUUGAUCGCCUGGGUGUGUGCUGGCUAAUUUCCAUCAGUGCAUAAACAAUUACUUAAUUUAAAAAAAUCAAACAGGUUCUCUUUCUGCAUGGCAUGCUGUAGAACAAUUAAUGAAACUAAUCUAGUUUCUUUUUAAAAAUAUGUUUCUAAAACCAUGGAAAUCCAACAUCAAGAAGUUACACACAUCUCAUAUGGGUCAAUAUUUUAGCAUGUGUUUCUAAAUAUUCUCAGUUGUUGGGCCAUGUACCACACGUUAGUGGGCAACAUCAUCCUGCUUGUAAACAUUUAUUUUUAUUUUUUGGGUGUGAUUUGCCACUGUCCAGCAAUUUAUUGUGUAAAGAACUAAAAUUGACCCUUUAGUUAUCAAUUUUAUCGUGCAAUUCUUAUUUUAACAAGUAUGAAUAUGUAUAUGCAAAACUGAAAUGAUAUUUUUCUUGAUAUGGUGUAUUAACAUUUUAACACAUAUUAGUUUUUGGCCUUAUGAAAUAUUUUGAUUUAAAGUAAUGAAAAGUAAAGUGUAUUUCUCAACAAUUUCUUCAAUAAGUUAUGAUGUUUAAGUAAAUCUUGUGAAGAUUGAAAUUUUACUUUGGUAGGUAUUUUUAACCCUGAUAGAAUAACCCUUUGGUUUUAUAGAAGAAACCUAAUACACAUGUAGAUCAUUGUAGAAUAUUAUAAUGGAAAAGUAGAAAACAUGUUAUCGAAUCACUCUUUGCAGUAAAAGACUAAGUUGACACUUUUUAUGUUAACGCGUUUUAUGUAUAUUAGAAAAACAUUUAUGUCAAUGAAAUUAUUGUAAUUACAUGUAUUAUAAUCAAGAAAUAAAUAUUUUGAAUUAA